This is a messenger RNA of Mesocricetus auratus (golden hamster), 2022 nucleotides long. It is a transcript of the gene Nipsnap1, whose product is annotated as nipsnap homolog 1. NCBI's taxonomy places the organism in Eukaryota, Metazoa, Chordata, Mammalia, Rodentia, Cricetidae. The record is from RefSeq and is a predicted model, not a curated record. The coding region runs from base 56 to 910 and encodes 284 amino acids. Gene Ontology annotation, cellular component: mitochondrion. The transcript is spliced from 10 exons.
CCGCCACCUUCCACUGGGCUGGGGCGUGGCCUUCCUCCGACCUGCUCGGUCCAACAUGGCUCCGCGGUUGUGCAUCAUCUCUGCAUCGGCACGGCGGCUGCUGGGGAAGCCGGGACCCCGCGCUGGGGACCUCGCGGCUGCGGCUGCUGUGCGCUUCUAUUCCAAGGACAGUGAAGGCAGCUGGUUCCGUUCCCUCUUUGUGCACAAGGUGGAUCCUCGGAAGGAUGCCCACUCCACUCUGCUGUCCAAGAAGGAGACUAGUAAUCUCUACAAGAUCCAAUUUCACAAUGUGAAGCCUGAAUGUCUGGAUGCCUACAACAGUCUGACGGAGGCUGUGCUGCCCACGCUGCACCUGGAUGAGGACUACCCCUGCUCGCUUGUGGGCAACUGGAACACAUGGUACGGGGAGCAGGACCAGGCAGUGCACCUAUGGCGGUUCUCAGGUGGCUAUCCAGCCCUCAUGGACUGUAUGAACAAGCUAAAAACCAACAAGGAGUACCUGGAGUUCCGGAGGGAACGGAGCAAGAUGCUUCUGUCCAGGAGAAACCAGUUGCUUCUGGAGUUCAGCUUCUGGAAUGAGCCACAGCCCAGAGCUGGCCCCAACAUCUAUGAGCUGAGGACAUACAAGCUCAAGCCCGGAACCAUGAUUGAGUGGGGAAACAACUGGGCUCGGGCCAUCAAGUACCGUCAAGAGAACCAAGAGGCAGUGGGAGGCUUCUUUUCACAAAUAGGAGAGCUCUACGUGGUACAUCACCUAUGGGCCUACAAAGAUCUGCAGUCUCGGGAGGAGACUCGCAACGCGGCCUGGAGGAAGAGGGGCUGGGAUGAGAAUGUCUACUACACAGUCCCCUUGGUUCGACAUAUGGAGUCACGGAUCAUGAUCCCUCUGAAGAUUUCUCCUCUCCAGUGAUGCCCGCACUGCCUCUACUUCCUUCCCUUUCUCCCUUGGAGUAACCUGGAACAGAGGAGCUUCUUCUUCUUCUUCUUUUUUUUUUUUGGUUUUUCCAGACAGGGUUUCUCUGUGGGUUUGGAGGCUGUCCUGGAACUAUUUCUUGUAGACCAGGCUGGCCUCGAACUCAGAAAUCGGCCUGCCUCUGCCUCCCGAGUGCUGGGAUUAAAGGCAUGUGUCACCAAUGCCCGGCUCUGGAAGAAUUCUGAUGGGUUAUUAAGCUUGGAAAAGAUGACGCUUUCUAAGAACGUACAGUUCUGUCUAUGCCCAUCCCACUUCUCUCCCAGGCAGAAGAAGUUUCUAAUUUCCCUAAUGAAAAAUAGCAACAUUUUAAGCAUUCCCACAUUUCCCCGAGGCUCCUCUCUCCAGGCUGUCAAGUCCCCAGCUAACGCUGUGGACAUUGCCUAGAUUCCUGACAGGUGGCAUGACUAGUUGUUAAGAGGUGGGGGGUGUGAAGAGAUAGCAGACCAGGUAUGGCCUCCAGGAACUCCCUGGCGUCUAUUUGUUGAAAAUGCAAGUCUGAGCCUUAAGAACCUGGAACAGCUGUAAACUCUGAAGUCAUGAAUGUCUGAAGGAGACCCAGAAUUCCACUCAGAGGGGCUGGGAAAGGAUGAAAGGGAGGAGGACUUGGGUAUAUGAGACAGACUUGAAGCAGGACCUAGGAGAAGCUGGAACAUAGGACCCAGCUUGGUUUGAAACGCAGAAUUGGAAGAUAGAGAUGGUGGAAGACCUUAGGGAGGACCCUACGACAGAUGGAGAGGCUUAGCCUUUUUUCCUAUGAUUCAGUUAAACCUUGAAUUGUGUUCCAGCUCUUCUGACUUCCUUCCUACAGGCAAAAAUACAGGCUGUGACCUCUCCUCUUCUCUCCUCUUCAAUUCCUUCUUCCCCAGUUUGACUUUCUGUCAGCAGACCCUCGUUUUGCAGAACCACCAGGCCUGUGGAGUGGGUUCAGUGAUUCUGGGGUCUCCUCAAUGACCCCCAUACCUCAUGAGGCCCUGCCUAGCAUGGUUUUGCUACCCUACCAGGGAAAUGUAUUGGGAUAGUUGAUGGAACCAAAUUAAAUAUUUACUUAA